Molecule: messenger RNA, 937 nt
Organism: Chara braunii
Lineage: Eukaryota; Viridiplantae; Streptophyta; Charophyceae; Charales; Characeae
Source: the annotation of a GenBank genome assembly
CCGCUACAGGGGCCACGACCUACCGGGACAAACCUGGAGGAUCCUAUUCACUUCGCUGGAACCGUAGGAACAACGAUCCCUGAAGGAGUGUCGAGGAUAGAAAUCCUCGGACGCUGACUGAUUAUCGUACGAGGGGAAGAGAGAGAGAAGAUGACCGAGACCGCAGAGAUCGCGAGCCGUUUGUGCGAGCAAGGAGGCUGGAUGAUUACCCGCGAAGCCCUCUCUAUGAGGCCGAUCGGGGUAGAGGCGACUCCCGCGGCCGAUGGGAGACAGAACAGGGCCGACGAGAUGGAUAUAGGGACGACAGAUACGAGGGAUCAGACCGAGAUGGAUAUUUGGACGACAGAUACGAGAGGUCGGGUCGAGAUGGCUACAGAGGAAGUAGAUAUGAGAGAGGAGAUCGGGACUGGGAACGACAAGAUGGGUUGCGCGGACGGUUUGAGCGCAGGGGAGAUGCGAGAGAGCAGCGCGACGAGUCGCGAGAGUGGUACAACUGAGGGGACCGACGCGAUGAGUCACAAGGACGAUAUGACUCGGGGGACCGCCGGAAUGAUUCGCGAUGGCGGUAUGAGCAAGGAGGGUUUGGAGGAGACCGGCGCAACGAUCCGCGCGGUCGGAAUGAGAGAGGGGGAUAUGGCGUCUCAUCAGAACCAUAUCCCAAGUCGCCUGACCCCAAGGUGGCCAGGAGUUCGAUCUCUAGAGGCACAGACGACAGGGCAUCUACUCCCAAGAACUCAUGCGUCUAUUGUAGAGGAGAAAAUCAUAUCAAGAGGGAUUGCCCGGACCUCAAACGGGCAAUAGAUGAGGGACUUGUCGUGCUUGACGACCGCAAGUACGUCAAGUGGGCAGAUGAUCUGGGAGAUGUAUCGAUGUUCCCUUCGAUGAAGGAGAAUGUCGAAGCGAGGAGAAUAAAGACGAGUAAAGGAAUGGAGCCGGU